Ilyonectria robusta is the source of this 1110-nucleotide messenger RNA. RefSeq lists its product as uncharacterized. The transcript has a single exon. Lineage: Eukaryota; Fungi; Ascomycota; Sordariomycetes; Hypocreales; Nectriaceae. The record is from RefSeq and is a predicted model, not a curated record. The coding region runs from base 1 to 1110 and encodes 369 amino acids.
AUGACGCACCUAAAAGCGGCCGAGCUCGAGCAGCUGACGGAUCAAAACAUCCUCCGACAGUCGCUGGCCGUCGGAUCCGUCGUUUUGACCGCAUCAUCCUUCGCCCGCCGUCGGGCUCAUCGCGCCGCGUUUCGCCCCGAAUUCGAAGAAGAAAUGCGUCAGAUUGGCGAGGGACUUCAAGGCGCAAUCUUCGAGCAGUUUGGGCUGUCUGUAGCUUUGAAGAAGGAGGCCCCCGGCAAUGAAUCUGGCGCAUCGAAUCUCCAACACGAGUAUAAAAUCCAUGUGAAUGUUCAUAGGGCGUUCAAUCAAUACGACGGCCAGAUUGGGAGCCACAUUUCGGUCCCUUGUCCUUUCAGCAUUAUCCUUACGGUACAGGAUCAGUUCUGGAAGGAUUAUCUUCAAAGGUUCCCCACCACUUACCGCCUGAGAACCAAUGUCGUUGAGAUGGAGAGGAUUCUGCCACUACCAAAAGUCAUACGAAAAUCUCUGAUUCGCCAAUUUUACCCGCGUCCCGACGGCCAAGACUCAAUUGAUCCAGCAGUCCUCGACGAAAUUUUGAGCGAUCCCGCCAACAAGGACUGUCUCGCCCGGCCAUAUCUUGGUCAAUCCGAAGGACAGUACAAUGGCGCCACGUUCUCUUUGAGAAAUUUCCCUCUGUAUCUAAAGGACAUGGAAAAGUUGGGACUAGGAGUGAAAGAUAUGGCAAGAUGCAUGGGGAAGGCAUACGCAAUCAUGCACUGGGGAGCUGGCGCCGAUAGUGACGACGCUGAAUUUGUUCUUGGAUCAUCAGUCAUUUCGGACAGUGAAUCAUCGGACAUCCAGCAUAGAGAAACCGGCCUCUAUCUUCUGGACUUUGGGCAGUGUGUUUCUGUCGAUCUCGCUCAACCACGACAUGUAGUCUAUCAAGCUUUCAAAGGAGCCAUGGUGACGGGCGAUAACCAGAAAUUCAUUCCACACUACAGUAGAACCCCCGAGCUGUUCCGAGAAUUCAGACAGGGAUAUAUGGAGUCAGGUCAGAUCAUACUCAAGGAUAAGGGCAUGGACCACCAGUUUGAUAUGAAGGAUUUCAUGGACGAGUAUGAGGAGUACGCAGAGGACUUUUUAUACUAG